AUGACGUCCGAAAGGAUUAACCUUGGAAACGGUGUCUUCAAAGUCACAGUCUCCGUCCCACGAGUGAGACAAUCGGGAGCAGGGUGCUUCGUGUGUGCCCCAACCACAAUCCCCGUGCAUUCUCCCGCAGCUGCAUUGUCCAUCGUCUGGCGAGCGAGUUUAUUCGGCCAUGGUUUCUCGAGCUCGUGCCUCUCUUGGUGGUCCUCCUCAUUGUUGUUCACGUUCUCGCUCUGUCAAGGACUGAAAUAUAUUCUAGAGAUGAUACUUCACUCUGCCGUUUUAACAAACAGUUGGUCUGCCCGGGCCCAAAGACCAAUAUUCUCUAUUUUCGUCCGCCGUUGUUUUACAUCAGCUGAACUUUCACCUUCCGUUAAUCCCCCUAAGGUCUCACAUAUAGAUGGAGACUCCAAUGAUUUUCUCUCGUGGCUCGAGCACAAGGCCGGGACAAAAAUCUCAUCUGCACUAGCAAUUGGGAACUCGUCCCACGGCAGGACACUGUAUGCAGCAGAGGAUAUUCAAUCAGGAGAUUGCAUACUGAAGAUUCCCUUCAAUGUCCUGCUGUCUUCAGAUAAUCUUCCCCCGGAAAUAAAUUCCCUAUUUGGAGAUGAAAUUAGUAGUGUGGCCAAACAAGCUUUACUCAUUCUGCAUGAGAAAUGGCUUGGGAAAAAUUCUGAAUGGGCGCCUUACAUAAAUUGCCUUCCUCGCGAUUUGCACAACACGGUUUUCUGGAGCGAUGAGGAAUUAGAUAUGAUCCGGCCUAGUGCUUUGUAUCGAGAAACACUCAGGCAAAAGGCUCAAAUCGAAAAAGAUUUUUCAGCUGUUAAAUUGGCGUUUCAUAAUAUUUCCUACCAAUUUCCUUAUGUUAUGCCUCGAGAGUUUGCAUAUGCAUAUGGGUUGGUUACAUCCCGUGCAUGGGUAGGCUUGAGGGGCGUGUCAAUGAUUCCAUUUGCAGAUUUUUUAAAUCACAGUUGUAAUUCAGAGUCGUACGUUUUGAGUGAUGAAAGCCAACAGCACUCUGUGGUCAUAGCUGACCGUGACUUUGCUUUAGGGGACGAGGUUCUGAUAAACUAUGGCAACUUCUCAAAUGCUUCUUUACUGUUGGAUUUUGGUUUUACAGUUUGUGGCAACAAAUAUGAUCAGGCUCAGAUCGAGCUUACGGUACCUCAGAGUGAUGUACUUUAUGAGAAGAAGCUGGAACUUCUCGAAAGGCAUCAGACUCCAAGCGUAAAAGACAUUAAUGAAUUCACCUCUUUGGGUAACGCAUUCACUUUCAGGAAAGUGAAAAACGACAGUCUAAAGGGGAAAGGCAUUCCACAGUCGGCACGUGCGUUUUCUCGCAUUUUAGCUUGUCAUUCUCAAGAAGAGUUAAACGAGCUGGCUUUAGUAGCUGAAGAGAAUGAUGGGCGGCUGGCCAGGUGUCCUCUAAAGGAUAAGAAUCGGGAGAUUGCUGCGCAUCGGCAUUUGUUUACUGAAAUUUCGCGGUUGAUUGAAGAAUAUGAUAAACGUAUUGAGUUUCUAGCUUAUGCUCCGAUGUGUACUUGUGGAAAGAGUGCUACGAGGAGGCAAUUGGCUCGAGAGCUGUUGAGCGGCGAGUCGUGUGUUCUGAAAUCUGCUGCUGUGUGGCUUGAGAACUACUGUUUGGCCUUGUCGAUGAACCGAUGA
Molecule: messenger RNA, 1662 nt
Organism: Striga hermonthica
Lineage: Eukaryota; Viridiplantae; Streptophyta; Magnoliopsida; Lamiales; Orobanchaceae
Source: the annotation of a GenBank genome assembly